CACUGUCGCUCGCUCCUCUCGGAAAAUUCGUAUUUGGUUCGGCGCCUGAUUCCUGUUUUUUUUCAGUUAAACGGCACAUAGGAAAACCGCAAAAGAAAAUAACCCAUUCCGGCGGCUUGUUUUCUUUGCCAAAGUGUUUGAGGAAGAGUGUGAAUGUGUGUGACCGUCUAGCUCUCGGGUUCGUUUCCGCGGCGUGCUGCCUUGUUGUUGUACCAUAGUUCCCUGAUCUGUUCUGCACCAAAUGACCAACCAAUCCAGAGAAUAGCGGAUAUAUAUAUAUAUAUAUAUAUGUAUCUGACAACGUUCAUGACGACAAACAACAAAUUCAUCAAACGCAGAGUGAACAACAUCAUCAUCAGCAGCAGCAGAAGUCGAGUGCAAACGGAGAAAAGAAUUCACCAUUGAAGCCGCAAAAACGGAAAAGAAGUGAAAAACUAUAGGGAGAAUGGAUAUAAUCAAUAAGUUUAGCAGUGCAUUCUGGAGUACGGACAUUUGGCUGCCGCCAAAUGUAACAUGGGCGGAUAUAGCGCCUGGCUCGCGGCCCGAUGUGGUGCAUGCCAAUUAUAAGGAUCUUAUCUGGCCCAUUCCAUUGGCAGCGGUUGUCAUGCUUGUGCGGUAUACACUGGAGCGGUUUUGGAUAUCGCCGGUUGGCAAGUCCAUGGGUAUUCGAAGUUCUAGGCCUAAGAAAGCAGCAAAUGUUCCUAUACUGGAGAAUGCCUAUGCAAAGUCCACAAGAUUGGAUAACAAAUGGCUGGGUCCAUUGUCCAAGCAGACGGACAUGAGCGAGCGACAGAUCGAGAGGUGGUGGAGACUGCGUCGCGCUCAGGAUAAACCAUCGACAUUGGUGAAAUUCUGUGAGAAUACCUGGCGAUGCAUCUACUAUUUGUAUUCCUUUAUAUUUGGCGUGAUUGUGCUGUGGGACAAGCCCUGGUUCUGGAAUGUGAAGAGCUGUUGGUACGGCUAUCCCCAUCAGUCGAUUAGCAAUGACAUCUGGUGGUACUAUAUGAUAUCGAUGUCCUUCUAUUGGUCGCUGACUGGAACACAGUUCUUUGAUGUGAAGCGAAAGGACUUUUGGCAGAUGUUUAUCCAUCAUAUGGUUACGCUGCUGCUGAUGUCCCUGUCCUGGGUGUGCAAUCUGCAUCGCGUUGGCUCCCUUGUGCUGGUCGUCCACGAUUGUGCCGACAUCUUUCUGGAGGCGGCAAAAUUAACAAAAUAUGCCAAUUAUCAAAAGCUAUGCGAUGCCAUCUUUGCCAUUUUCACAGUGGUAUGGAUUGUGACGCGGUUAGGCUUCUUUCCGCGCAUUAUCUACAGCUCUUCGGUGGAAGCACCACAAAUCCUGCCCAUGUUCCCAGCAUACUAUAUCUUCAAUUCAUUGUUGUUGAUGCUGCUGGUCCUGCACGUCAUCUGGACAUAUAUGAUUCUCAAGAUAGUUGUCGACUCUCUGCAGAAGGGUCUGAUGUCCGGUGAUAUACGAUCCAGUGAUAGUGAGGAUCUCACAGAUAGCUCCGAGAAUGUGCGCCAGGCCAAUGGGGGAUCGUCUCGUUCGAAGAGCAAGUCAUCAACGAACAGUGGUGGAGUCAGCCAGCGAAAGUCCCAUAGUGUCAGCAAUCACACGGCGGACACGGAACAGAAAACGAUAAGUAAAUAAAGGGUGGAGAGAAGAGAGAGCUCCCCCAAGGAACCCUAAGAAAUCCCCCAGUGGAGGAGGAGGUACGAAGCAACAGCAACAAAUAACAAAAAAAAACCAGAAAAUAUAAAUAAAAGAAAAACACAACA
Molecule: messenger RNA, 1776 nt
Organism: Drosophila guanche
Lineage: Eukaryota; Metazoa; Arthropoda; Insecta; Diptera; Drosophilidae
Product: ceramide synthase 6
Exons: 6
Coding region: 446-1648 (400 amino acids)
Biological process (GO): ceramide biosynthetic process
Cellular component (GO): membrane
Molecular function (GO): sphingosine N-acyltransferase activity; DNA binding
Source: RefSeq, a predicted model, not a curated record